AUUUCUAUCAUUUCUAUCAUUUCUAUCAUCUCUACCAGACUCGCAUUUCAUUCUUAUCUGUAUCUUCUCUAGACAUCCUGUAUAUAUUCCAUCUCAAGCCAACAUGCACAAACUCUCCACCACAGUCUAUCUAGACGACCCCGACAAUGACACUCCCAAGACGCAGACCAUCGUGCUCGGUCUCUGGAUGAACGCCCCCCCACGGGCAUCCAGCAAAUACCUCCAAGAAUACCGUCGUCUGGCUCCCGCUGCACGGAUCAUCGUUAUCCUCAGCUCGACAUCCGACUUUGUUCUCCCUCCGAGUCAGAAGAAACAGCAGAUCCGGCUCUCCUCGGCCGUGGAGACUCUGCUUGCCUCAGAGACCCCCGUGCACAUCCAUCUGUUCUCCAACGGCGGGGUGUUCUCUGUCACCAGUCUGCUGGCUGCGUAUCGGCAGGCAGCAGGGCAUGCACUGGACGUCUCGUCGAUUAUUAUUGACAGCGCGCCAGGAACUGCCGAUUUCGCUGGCGGAUUCCGUGCUUUCUCCUACGCGCUGCCCAAGAUGUGGCUCCUGCAGGCUCUCGGCAAGAUCGUCAUCGGAGCGGUACUGGGAUUUCUCAUGUGCUUGAAGUUGGUGGGCCUGUCAGACGCCGUGACAACGGGGAGAAUGGCACUCAAUGAUAAAGACUUGGUGGCAGGGAAGGCGAAACGGUGCUAUAUCUACUCGGAGGCUGAUCAGCUGGUGAACUGGAAGGAUGUCGAAGACCACGCACGCGAGGCGGAGAGACACUGGGAGGUGAAGAGAGAGAAGUUUAGCGACUCGCAGCAUGUUUCUCAUAUGCGGGUUGAUCCAGAGAGGUACUCAGAGAUCAUCAAGGGUUAUCUAGUAAGUAAAUGAUAAUAAAAAGCUAGAAUUCAUUGGAAUAUAAGGAAUUCAAGACCAAAUAUCAUGCUUUCAACCAAAGCCUCUACUGUGCCAGCUGUGAGUAACUGCGACAUUACAUUUUGCUACUUGCAUACUACUAAUAUCGCAUUCACCAAGCCUUUGCUGAAAGUCACCCUCAAGCCUCAGUCUUAGCUUUUCCAGGAAUGAUGAAUGUUUUACUGACUAUUAGUAAUUUUCUUACUCCAUA
This is a messenger RNA of Penicilliopsis zonata CBS 506.65, 1112 nucleotides long. RefSeq lists its product as hypothetical. The record is from RefSeq and is a predicted model, not a curated record. Lineage: Eukaryota; Fungi; Ascomycota; Eurotiomycetes; Eurotiales; Aspergillaceae. The transcript has a single exon. Bases 104 to 877 code for a protein of 257 amino acids.